Molecule: messenger RNA, 2084 nt
Organism: Melitaea cinxia (Glanville fritillary)
Lineage: Eukaryota; Metazoa; Arthropoda; Insecta; Lepidoptera; Nymphalidae
Gene: PIG-A
Product: phosphatidylinositol N-acetylglucosaminyltransferase subunit A
Exons: 5
Coding region: 1-2046 (681 amino acids)
Biological process (GO): GPI anchor biosynthetic process
Cellular component (GO): glycosylphosphatidylinositol-N-acetylglucosaminyltransferase (GPI-GnT) complex
Molecular function (GO): phosphatidylinositol N-acetylglucosaminyltransferase activity
Source: RefSeq, a predicted model, not a curated record
AUGGCAAAUAGUAAAGCGUGCCCUGAAUUCAAUAGGCAAAAAUCUAUUAAAGUACAUAUGGCUGAAAAGUGUGUAUCAUAUGCAGAGGCUAAUAAAGAGAUACCAACGUCAUACAAAUCUUAUUCAGAAGUUAGUAAAGAAAACAUAAAACUGCUCCCUAGAUAUAAUCUUAAUAAUGUUACAUCAGAAACAUGGGAGCAAUUUAGUAAUAAAGUAGAUACAAAAUUGCUACAAUUAUUGUCUAAUGAUGCACUUAUUGAUGCUCCUGUUUUCACGGAUGUCUUGAUUGAAAGUGCUAAUGAAAUCUUUCCAGUGAAAAAUGAACCUUCUCAUAUUCCUAGUCCACCUUGUAGUAUAGCAAAUGAUUUUCUUGAUAAACUUGCUCCUCCAACAGUUAACAUAAAUAUUAACCUAUUAGACAAAAAUAGCAUAGCAGACGAACAUGACGAAUCUCCAGGAUUAAAUUCUUCCUUUAGCAAAACGGAAUUAAAAAAUGUAUUAUCUUAUGUCUCAGACUCUGCCCCUGGACCUGAUGACUUAGCAAUUGACAAGAAUGUUGAUGUUUUGCAAUAUGCGGAUGACUUACUUUUAUACAUAAAAGGAAAUAAUAUUGAUGAUGCGUCUUCGAAAUUAACGGAAUCUCUGUGUUAUCUUAAACGGUGGUUAGAUAAUCAUGGUCUCGAUUUAUCACCAUCAAAAAGCUCCGUCGUUCUUUUUCAUCGAAUGCGUAGAGCUCCAUUACUUCAAGAGCCUGCAAGGAACAAGAAAAGACAUGUCGUUUGUAUGGCUUCCGACUUCUUCUAUCCAAACACAGGCGGCGUAGAAGAACACAUUUACAACUUAUCGCAAUGUUUGAUCAAACGCGGCCACAAAGUCGUUGUUAUUACUCACUGUUACGGUGACCGAGUGGGCGUUAGAUACUUAACUGGAGGUCUCAAAGUUUAUUACUUACCCAUACGGGUAUUUUACUCGCAAUGCGCUCUUCCGACUAUGAUUUGUAAUAUAGCGAUAGUGCGGUACAUUCUAAUAAGAGAAUGUAUUGAAAUAGUACACGGUCACUCAGCGUUUAGUGUUUUAGCCCAUGAGGUGUCUAUUAUCGGUAAACUAAUGGGCUUAAAAACUGUAUUCACUGAUCAUAGCCUCUUUGGUUUUGCUGAUAUGUCUGCAGUGUUAACUAAUAAAUAUUUGCAAAUGUGUUUAUGUGAAUGUGACCAUUGUAUCUGUGUGUCUCACACUGGUAAAGAAAACACAGUUUUACGAGCAAAAGUUCAAGCUCAUAAAGUUUCCGUAAUUCCAAAUGCAGUAGAUGCUUACACAUUCACUCCAGACCCAAGUCAAAGAGACCCGAAUGUGAUAACUAUUGUAAUAGUUUCAAGAUUAGUUUAUAGGAAAGGUGUUGAUCUUAUGGCUGCUGUGAUAGCAGAAAUGUGUCCGAGAUAUCCCAAUGUAAGGUUUAUUGUUGGAGGCGAUGGUCCAAAAAUGUGGUUGCUUCAAGAAGUCAGAGAACAAAAGGGUUUCCAACACUGCGUCACACUGCUUGGUAGCCUAAAACAUUGUGAAGUUAGAGAUGUUUUAGUAAAAGGGGAUAUAUUUCUCAAUACAUCGUUAACAGAGGCAUAUUGUAUGGCAAUUGUUGAGGCUGCUUCCUGUGGGUUAAAAGUUGUAUCGACAAAAGUAGGAGGCAUACCUGAAGUAUUGCCUGAAAGUAUGAUUUAUCUGACUGAACCAAAUGUAACAAGCAUUGUAGCUGGUAUAGAGUUAGCUAUUAAAGAUUUGAAAGAAAACAAGAUUCUGUGUCCUUAUGAAUGUAAUAAAAGGGUUAGGAAGAUGUAUAAUUGGAUGGAUAUCGCUAGAAGAACAGAAAUUGUGUAUAAUAGAAUAUUGUUAAACAAAAAUAAGUCUUUAGGACAACAAUUAAAAACCUACCUCAGUUGUGGCGUGUGGCCAUUCCUUCUAGUUAUAAGCUUAAUAUAUUUGUUAUUACAGUUAGCUGAGAAGGUAUAUAAAAGGAAACACAUAGACAUAGCAAGGGAUUUAAAGUUAUAGAAUUAUAGAUUUUUUAAAUUAUACUUAUGCAGGUUAAU